Messenger RNA from Metarhizium album ARSEF 1941, 420 nucleotides. RefSeq lists its product as uncharacterized. The record is from RefSeq and is a predicted model, not a curated record. NCBI's taxonomy places the organism in Eukaryota, Fungi, Ascomycota, Sordariomycetes, Hypocreales, Clavicipitaceae. The transcript is spliced from 2 exons. Bases 1 to 420 code for a protein of 139 amino acids.
AUGCCGGACAAAGUCAUAGGACCAAACAGGACCAAGGAACCUGGGCCGCAACCCUAUCGUGACUUGAUCUAUUGUCUCUACCCAGGCUGCCAUUCACAGGGGUUCCGACAAGGCGUAGACCUCGAAGAGCACUACAAGUCGGCGCACAUACCGUCCGUCCCUGUGCCCGGUGGCAAAUCCGCGCGCAUGUCCGCAGCGCUGGAUCCCUUCGACCGACUCGACGUCUUCCUGGACACGCUGCAGAAGAAUGCCGACGUCGACAAGGCGGCCGACGAGGAGAGCACCCGGAGCACAGACUCUUUACAGCAACCCACCAAGCAGACGGCACAAGCCGGCUGGAGGUGGAGGUGUGCCAAGUGUUCGCAGAUCAUCGACCUCGAUUGUUACGGCUACGUCUGUCCGUUCUGCCGGCAGACUUGA